AUGAGAAGGAGUAAAGGGGAUUUAUUUCAACAAUCAAAUAAUCCAUAUCAACAACCUACUACACAUUCAUCAAUAUAUAAUAAUAAUAAUAAUAUUAAUAAUAGUCUGAAUAACAGUAAUACCAAUAGUAACAAUAAUUCUCAAAACCAAUUAAAUUCACGUAUAAAUGAUGAAUUAAAUAGAUCACAACCUUAUGCAUCAAUUAAUACUGAUCAAUCACAACCAUACCCAGUACAACAACUACAACAACUACAACAACAACAACAACAACAACAACAACAACAACAACAAUCAAAACAGUCUGAUCCAAAAAGAAAAUCAUCGGGAUCAAUUUUCAGUAUAAGACGACAUAGAGAUAAAGAUAAAAAUCAAUUAAAUUCUCAUAAUAAUCAAAUAAAUGAAAGUUUAUCUGAUCUUUCUUCAAAUGAUUCUGCAAGUAUAUUAUCAUCAGGUACUCAAAAAUCUCAACAUAGUAAACGACUGAAUCAACUACCGCAACAACCACCACCACCACCACAACAACAUUAUCAGCAUUAUCCAACAAAUUCUUCACAACAAUCUGUAUUAUUACUGCAACAAAGUCUACCUCAACAACCACCACCUCAAUUUCCACCUCCAAGAACUUCAUCAAUUCCAACUCAAGUAAUACCUUCCCCAAAUAAUAGAAAGUCAUCUACUUAUAGCAUAGCAACAAUUGGACAAGAUAAUAAAACUCCAUAUAAUCCUUAUGAUACACCGACUCAAUUAUCUCGUCAACAAUCUAAUUAUAAUACCCCUUCGACAAAUAGUUUAAGUCGUAAAUCAACUAAUUUAUCAAUCAAUUCAUUGACCAAAUCCAGUAAUGCUAAUAAUAGACUGUCUUUAGAUCGUCAACAACCAUCUAAAACAGAGCGACCUUCCGCGUUUGAAGUUGAUAAAAUGUUUAGAGAAUUUUUGGAAAAAAUAAAUUCAAAAUCUUUCCCACCUUCAGCAAUAAGAGAUAUGUUAAAUUAUGACACAGAUAGGAAAUGGAUGAUGAUCGAACAAGAUCAAAGAGCAGAUCAUGAAAGACUGGUUCGAAAUGUCGUAAAUAAUAAUUCUGAUGUUCCUGAAACUUAUGCAAGAUUAUUAAUGUCAAAGACUAUUACAACAUCACAAUUAAAUAAUUUAUGGGUACAAUUAAGAAGUGAACCUAUUGAUUGGGUUAGAACAUUUGUAUAUGAUUGUCAAGGUGAUGCAUUAUUAUCUUCUUAUUUACAAAAAUUACAUGAUGAAAUGAGGGAGCAUAACAUAAAUUCUAUUGAGGACGAAAUGUUUGAUAAAGAACAUUAUAUAAUGAGAAGUAUGAAAUGUGUAAUGAAUCAAAAGUUAGGAGCUGAAAGAGUCAGAACAGAUGUUGAUUUAUUUGUAAAUGCAGUUAGUGGAUGUUUGUUAUCACCAAGAUUAAUUACAAGAAAAUUAGCAACUGAUGCAUUAACUUUCAUUGUAUCCUAUAAUACUGAUGAUAUUGGUAGAUAUCACAAAGUUUUGAAAGCAUUAGAUUCAUUGAAUGAUAGAGAUCGAUAUGAUUUUGAAGAUUAUGAUGAAAAUAAUAGACAUAGAAAAAGACAUUUAAUACGGAAACCUCCUCCGGCAGCUGGUCAUAAACGAUUUGAAGUAUGGUUGAAUUUGGUUGAAAGAACCGUUGAUGGUAUUGGUAAAUUUAAUUCAAAUGUUGGGGAAAGAGAAGAAAUUAAAUCUCAAUAUGUUGGAACAAAUUCGAAAGAAAAUUAUUUUCCUGAUUAUUGUGGAGCUACUUUAUUGUUAGUGAAUGUUAUAGUUGAAAAUGCAGUUGAUUUCAGAGCCAAAAUGAAUUUACGUGCUCAAUUACAAGCAGCUGGUUUAAAUAGAUUAUUUGAAAAAUUCCAAAAUCUACAACAACAAGAAUUAAAUAUCUUGAUACAAAGAUAUAGAGCUCUUGCAAGAGAUGAUGAAGAAGAAAUGAGAUAUGUCUCUGAUUUCGAUGGUAAUAUGGAUUUCAACGAUCCCGUUGAUUUAAUUAGAUCAUUAUGGAAAAAUUUCAAAGAUUCAGAUAAUCAAGAUCAUUUUCUUAGUACUAUGCAACAUUUAUACCUAAUACAAACUGAGAAAAAGAACAAUCAAAAUGAAUUAGGACAAAGUCUUAGGAUUCUUGAUAAUAUAAUCCAGAAUUUAUCAACUUCACAAACUAGUGAUGAAAAUACAGCAAUAAAUAUAGCUAUAAAUAAAUUAUAUUCAAGUAUGAGUACGGAUGAUCAAUAUAGAAGAGCAUUAGAAGAAGUCAAGUAUUAUAGAAAAGUAGCAGAAGAAGCAACAGCUGAACGUGAUGAAGUCUCCAAACAAAUGUCCUUAGGAGCAGAGGGAUUAAUAUCAAGUUUAAGUAGUGAUAUUAAAGAACGUGAUAUAGUCAUUUCAAGAUUUAGAAGAACUAAUGAUGACAUGAAACAAGAAAUGGAAGAAUUGAAAACCAAAUAUAUGAAAGAAAAACAAGAGCUGGAAUUAGAAAUGAGAGAAUUAUUGAUUUUGUUAGAUAGUAAUGAUAUUGCUACUAGCAAAUCUAAAAAGGGUAAAACUACAACUGUUUCAUUGACUACAUCUAAUGUUGAAUUAGCACAAAGAUUGAAGAAACAAAUACAUAGAAGAAGAGCUGAAGCAAGAUUGGACAACAAGCAAUUAGGAACUCAAGUUGAACCACUGAAAAGAUUGAGAGCAUUAAGAGAUCAAAUGGGUGACAUUGAAAAUAUGGCAAGAGAGUUAGAAAUGACAGAAUUUGAAAAUUAUGUUGAGCCAAUUGAAGAAUUACCAUCAGAACCUGAAGUUAUUGAAAGUGAAACAGAAUCUGAAGAAAUUGAGGAAUCUGAAUCAGAUCAAGAAAUUGAAAUACCUCCAUCACCACCAAUGACCAAUAAACGUGGAAUUAGAAAUGAUGAUUUAUCAAAAUUAGAUAAUCUUCGUAAGAAAUUGGCAAAUUUACAAACCGAUUCAAAUGAAAUUGUAAAAUUCAACACUAGUUCAAUGUUUAAUAAACAAAAAUUCAUGGCUAUAGAAAGAUUGCAUGAAUUAGAAAAUAAUUUCAAAGAUUUCAAUAUUGAUUUUUCAAUCCAAGAUGAAGAUGAUUAUUCUACAAUGGGAGUUGAUGAUCAUAUCAAGGAUAAAACAAAAGAAGUAUUAGAUGAAGUUGAAAGAUUAAGAAAUGAAUUGAGAAAACAAUUAGCUGCAAAGAAUAAAUCGAAAUCAACAACCACACCAAAAAGACAAUCUGUUUUGGAGAGAAUUGAAAAUAAAUAUACUAAAGGUCAAGUACAACAAUCACCAGCUGAUGUAUCAUCUUCGAGAGAAACCAAAAAAAUCAAUAGAAGAACAAAUCUUAAUUCUAUGGAUCCGAAAUUUUUACAAGAACUCAGCAAUAAAGUUGGUAAAGCUGAACCUAUUGAUGCUUCAAAGAUUGAAACAAAUGGUAAAAAGGAAGUAGAAGAAGUGCCACUUGAAAAGAAAGAAGAACAAGUAGAGGAAAUUCAAGAUUCUCCUGUUAAAACCACAUUACCACCACCCCCACCACCUCCACUUCCACCUAUUUUUGGUGGAUCAUCAGCUCCUCCACCACCUCCGCCACCAAUGCCAUCUAUGUUGGGUGGAGAAUCAAAAUCUAUUCCAGCUCCUCCACCACCACCUCCAAAUUUCUUGAAUGGUUCCUCAGGACCUCCAGGACCACCACCACCACCACCAUUUCCAAAUGGUCAAGCAAACAAAUACAGACAAACAGAAAUAGCUUUAUCACCAGUUCUCAAUUCAAGUGUUGAUCAUUUACCAAGACCAAAGAAAAAAUUAAAACAAAUUCAUUGGGAAAAAAUUGAUUAUAAUGAAGUUGAAAAUUCAUUUUGGAAACAGCCUUCUACAAAUACUAUUGCCAAUGAAUUAAUGUCUAAGGGUAUAUUUGACGAAAUUGAAGUAAUCUUUGCCGCUAAAGAAAUCAAAAGGUUAGCAACUAAGAAGAAAGCAGACCUAGAUAAAGUUACAUUCUUGAAUAGAGAUGUUGCUCAACAAUUUAGUAUUAAUUUGCAUUCAUUUAGUUCAUUAACUGACGAAGAAUUAGUUGCAAAAGUGUUAAGAUGUGACAAGGAUCUUAUACAAAAUCAUGCGGUCUUAGAGUUUUUCAGUAAAGAUGAAAUAACAGAUAUUACAAAUUCUGCUGUCCGUAAUUAUGAACCAUAUUCAACUGAUUAUAAAACAGAUGAAAUUAGUAAACCAGAUAAAGAUCCGUCUGAAUUGCAAAGACCUGAUAGGAUAUAUUUGGAGUUGAUGUAUAAUUUACAACAUUAUUGGAAGUCAAGAAAUAGAGCAUUAACUAUAGUUGCCAACUAUGAAAAAGACUAUGAAGAUUUAGUACACAAAUUAAGAGCAAUUGAUGAUUCAGUUGAUAGUAUUAAGAAUUCACAACAUUUGAAAGGUGUUUUUGAGAUUAUUUUAACCGUUGGUAAUUAUAUGAAUGAUUCAACAAAGCAAGCAAAAGGUUUUAAAUUAAAUUCAUUACAAAGAUUAAGUUUUAUGAAAGAUGAGAAAAACAGUAUGACAUUUUUACAUUAUGUUGAAAAAGUUAUCAGAACUCAAUAUCCAGAAUUUUUACAGUUUUUAGAGGAAUUAUCAAAUUGUAAUGAAGUUGCAAAAUAUUCAAUUGAAAAUAUUUAUAAUGAUUGUAAAGAAUAUGUACAAAGUAUUAAGAAUGUUCAAAGUUCAGUUGAUGUUGGUAAUCUUUCAGAUAUUUCAAAAUUCCAUCCACUGGAUCGUAUAUUAAAAGUAUUAUUACCAUCAUUACCAAAAGCUAGCAGGAAAGCAGGACUUUUAUUAGAUCAAGCUGAUUUCACAAUAAAACAAUUUGAAAAUUUGAUGAUUUAUUUUGGAGAAGAUCCACAGGAUCAAUUUGUUAAAAAUUCAUUCAUUAGUAAAUUUACAAAUUUCAUGAAAGAUUUCAAGAGAGUACAACAAGAGAAUAUGAAAAGAGAAGAAGAAAUUAGAAUUUAUGAACAAAGGAAAAAACUAUUGGAAGCUCCUAAAUCUACAACUCCAACUAAAUCAACCAACUCUGGUGAAGAUAAUGAAGAAAAUGAAGGUGUAAUGGAUUCAUUAUUGGAAAAAUUAAAAGCUGCUGGACCUGCUAAAGGUGAACCUACAUCAGCAAGAAAGAAAGCAUUAAUGAGACGUCAAAUUUUGGAGAAUCAAAGAAAAUUCAAUAGUAGUAAUAAUAUUCAUACAACAAAUAGUAAUGAAUCUCAUCACGAAUUAUCACCAUCUAAAAAUAAAUCAACUGAUGAAUUCACUGGUUUUGAUGAAAAUGCUGUUUCAACAAUAGAUGAUAGUAAUUUUAGUUCUCAAAAACUUGAUUCUGAAAAUUUGGAGGAGGAAUCAUCUAAUAAUGAUGAGCCCAAAAUUGGUGCGAGAGCAAGAAAUUUAUUGCAAGAAUUACGUGGAGCAAAUGAUGAAAAUUCAGAUGAUGAAACCAGUACAAAUAAUAAUAGUAAUAAUGAAGAAUCCGCUACGUUAACUGCUGCACAAAAAUAUAGACAAGAAAGGUUAAAGAAAAAAGGAAUCUCUACAAAUAAUACAGGUAAUAGUAAUAAUAGUGAUUUGGUAGAAUAA
This is a messenger RNA of Lodderomyces jiufengensis, 5631 nucleotides long. RefSeq names its product formin (gene BNI1). The transcript has a single exon. Gene Ontology annotation, biological process: barbed-end actin filament capping; mitotic actomyosin contractile ring assembly; actin filament bundle assembly. Gene Ontology annotation, cellular component: mating projection tip; cellular bud neck; cell division site. The record is from RefSeq and is a predicted model, not a curated record. Gene Ontology annotation, molecular function: actin binding; small GTPase binding. The coding region runs from base 1 to 5631 and encodes 1876 amino acids. Lineage: Eukaryota; Fungi; Ascomycota; Pichiomycetes; Serinales; Debaryomycetaceae.